AUGGGCCUAGGUGCGUGCCUAAGUGCGCUUUUCACUAUGAAAGAAGCUGUAUCUACUUCACAUUGUUCUCAGCCUAACACAAUUGAAUACGAAAUGGCUAUGGAAUGGUGCUUACUACAAUCCAGAUCUGACAGUUGGUGGAAGAGCCUUCACAAGCAACAAGGACAGGAUUUGAGGAAACUUAUGGCUAAUCUCAAGUCGAAAUAG
Molecule: messenger RNA, 207 nt
Organism: Ilex paraguariensis (yerba mate)
Lineage: Eukaryota; Viridiplantae; Streptophyta; Magnoliopsida; Aquifoliales; Aquifoliaceae
Source: the annotation of a GenBank genome assembly